Linum trigynum is the source of this 3297-nucleotide messenger RNA. NCBI's taxonomy places the organism in Eukaryota, Viridiplantae, Streptophyta, Magnoliopsida, Malpighiales, Linaceae. The record is from the annotation of a GenBank genome assembly.
GUUAUACUUUUUAUUUUGUAUUUUGUCUUUACUUUUUAAUCUUUUUAUUGUCAAUCACAUAUUGCCACUAGUUGUUUUCCUAUUUUUAGUUGCAAAUGGACAAAGAGAGAAGAAUCCAACUAUUUAUUUCUUUAUCGGUUUUCUCAUCUACAUUUUUCCAUUGCCUACUAUUUUUUUUUUUUUUCCUUUUCUUUUGAUUUUUAUACCGAGAGUUUGGAGAAGAAUCCAAGUUCUUUCACUCUAUUUUUUAGAUUUUUUUUUCAGUCCCAACAAACUUUUCUGCAUCAAGUACCUCUCUCUUAUCUUUCACCUUGUUCAACUUCGUGUGUAAUCCAUCGAACAGUUAUGAAAGAUAUUCUUGUAUAGAAUGUUCAAAUUAUGUGUAACAUAAUACAUAGUCAUGCUAUAAGUAGUUGGGUAACAUAAUCAAGUAUGAGUUUAUUAUUCUCACCUUUUUUUCAUUCCGCAUUUCAAUUCUUACUCUUUGCAGGAUUUAUCUUUAACCCACGAUCCCUUAUUUUUGUAUCUUUACCUUUGGGCUUGCCCAUUGCAUUCUUAAUGAACCACAAUUGAAAAAAAAAAUGAUGUUCGGAUUGUGAUCUUCCGCUAAGGCCACUCUCUUUUCUCGUAGUGUAGGAGGAUUAGGGUUUCGGUUUGUCUCAUUCUUGGGGGUCAUGUGAGACCUGGAAACCAGUUGUUUUUGCCUUAAUGAACAAACACCGCGUUCAAUGUUUAGCUCUAUUCAGGAAAACCCUAAUCGUUAACGGAAGCGGAUAAGCACUGCCCGUUUUCAUUCUGAACAAGGAAACAAUCAUCAGAUUUAAAAUUCGGGUUGAACAAGGGGUAUAAAAGCUUAUUAAAAAAAAGUAGGAAAAAAUGCUUCACUUUCACCCCAGGGCCAGUAAAACAUUUAGUGACCGUUUGGGUUAUAAAAUUGGACAAAAAUGAUCCACCCGACCCAUGUACACCCUAACUAGACUGUGCCAAUUUUCAUAGUGCUUUGUUUAUAAAGUUCUUAGUUAUUGUGCCACCAAACUCUUCAAAUUGUGCUAGAGAAUACCGAACAAAGGUGGAUCUUGUACGGGGUGGGUAUAUAGAUCGACUAUAGAGUUAAGGUGGGUUGUUCUAGAUUAAUUCGGGACGUCACGUUCAGUAAAUUUUUUAUUACUAUUUGGCGUGACGUGGUGUGUUGACCGGACAAAAUUUUUUUAAAAAAAAUCGAUAGAUAUAAACAGUAUGACUUGAUAUUCGCUCCAGCACGUUCCGUACAAAAAUAAUAAUUUUGUGAUCGUUUUGUAACAAAUGCAAAGAUGCCUGUGACCGUUUCUGAAAAUUACCCAUGAUCGAAUGGUUAUUGCUAUAUAACCACGAUUGAGCACCCGGUCGUUCUUUCUUCUCUCCUCUGUCGCCAACAAAACUUAGGGUUUCUUUUCGCUCUUCCCCUCUGCCCCGAUCGAGAAGCAAUCCAAUCGAUCAAGAUCCUCCAAUCCAGCUCGCGCGCUCUUACAUAGCUUCCUCUCUUGCAUAUAUAUAUAUAUUAACCCUUCCUCGUUCCUUCCAUGGCUAGAACCAGGGGAGGCCUCACCCGCCGCAGCACCAAGCCCGAAGGUACUGCUAGUGCCGCUGGUCGCACGAGGCUCGAGUCCUAUACCAUUCCAACCACCACCUACAGAGUGGGCGAUUGCGUGCUGAUUAGUAGACCUAAUGCGACUGCGGAGCUCCCGGCGGCCUUGGUUGCCAGAAUCGAGGGCAUCGAUUUCUAUUCCGUAAACAAGGUCGAUGUCCACGUCAGGCGGUACUACCGCCCUGAGGAGACUUUCGAAGGGGCUCAGAGGUUCCAUGGCAGAAAAGAGGUCUUUCUUUCCGACCACUGGCAGGUCGUGAGCGUCCGCGCCAUCGAGGGCAAGUGCACUGUUCACUCCUUGGAGGACUACAUGAAACUUGGGAAUGUUGGUGCCGCGGACUACUUCUGCAGAUUCGAGUAUGCGCAUGAAACUGGAGCCUUCCAUCCGAACUAUGUUCCUGUGUAUUGCAUAUGUGAGAUGCCACGCAACCCGGAUCUCCCUAUGAUCCAUUGCCGGGAGUGUCGCCACAGGUAUCAUCUAAAAUGUUUGGGAGUGACAAUUGAAGAAGCCAAUGGAUUGAACUAUGUUUGCUCUGAAUGUUCCUCUCGCAAAGAAUGUGUUUCCAGCGUCACCAACAGCUGAUGUUAAGGUGAGGUUUCUUUUAACCAUCCAGUUUCUGUACCAUGUUAGGUGUGCUUCGUGACUUGCUGACAUUCUUCUCGUGUGCGUGCUAAUUUGUGGCCGCACGUUGAUGUUUCCCCAACAACAUCUUGUGCUUCUGCAUUUCUUAUGUUGCUUUCAACUUUGGGAUCUUUCCUUGAUUUCAUCUUUCCUGGACCGUGUGUUCCCAUCCACAGCUCUCUCUAUACGUGGAGCUCCUAUGACAUAUUCAGCCACUAUUUCUCCUUUGCUAAUAAAUGUUUCGUGAGUGAUGCAAAUCAGUAUGGAUAUAUCUAGAUGAUAUGGCUGAAUUUGAUGGGUAGGGAACAUAUUCUGCAUUGAUGGUUUAGGAUAUAAUCAACAGACGCAUGCAUGCUUUAAAUAUAUAUUCACAGCCAAUGCAAUUAAUUAAAAGCGUCAUUCUAUGUAAAAGUGGUUUGGUGAUCUAUAGGAAUAAUGUCUUAUAUAAUUAGAAAUGCCCAGAAAAUAUCUUGUUCGUUAAGCAGAAACAUGGGUGCAGUGGCGGAUACAUGGGUCUUUAGGGGUGUUCCGGGACACCCCUAAAAUUUGGAAAAACGAUUAUCCAACCCCCAGUAGUAGUUUUGAUGGAUAAAAAAAAAUAUAAUUGGUAAUCCGGGACACCCUUAAAUUUUGAAAAACGAUUAUCCUGUCAUCGGUAGUAGUUUGCGUAUGAUUAAAAAUAUAUAAGUAGUACUCUGUGUUAUUCAAACCUAGGUCACUACUAUUAUUAAAUAUAUUCUCUAGGUUGCAACUCAUUUGUUGUCUUAUUUUAAAAACUAUUUUAUAGUAAUAACACUAUUCUUUAUUCCCAAUUAUUUUCAAAACCUAACGAUUAAACUCAUUCGAGCUAUCCUUAAUUUGAAUUGAUUUUAUAGGUAUAGUGCAAGAGUUGAAAGAGUCUUUCAAGUUUGAGUUACAUCAGGAACAAUGUUAGAAAUUGAAUAUGCGAUCAGUUCGAGAAUUAUUGUCUAAUAUGGUAUAUUUGCACUAAUUAGAUAUUUUUUAUUUAUGAAUUAUUUAAUUUAAUUUUCAAUUAAAUUUAAUUUUUGGA